Messenger RNA from Lolium rigidum, 4251 nucleotides. RefSeq lists its product as uncharacterized. The coding region runs from base 1 to 3984 and encodes 1327 amino acids. Gene Ontology annotation, cellular component: nucleus. Gene Ontology annotation, biological process: DNA-templated transcription. The record is from RefSeq and is a predicted model, not a curated record. NCBI's taxonomy places the organism in Eukaryota, Viridiplantae, Streptophyta, Magnoliopsida, Poales, Poaceae. The transcript has 4 exons.
AUGGAGCUCACGAAGCAGGGGCCACACCCGCCGCUGCCUCCGCCUGCCCACCGGGCCGCGCAGGUCCCGUACCCCGCCGCCGUGUGCUGCCCUGACAACCGGACCGCGCAGGUGCACCCGAUCGUGCCCGCGAGCCAGCAGCCAGGUGUGCCCACUCCCAGCGCACACCAAUCCGGUUGCAGGCCUUCGAGCAGGGCAUCAUCGCCGAGGCCGCCGCGGCAGGCGCCGAGUGUUCAGACGGAUUUUCCAGAAAUGUUCGUACCACAGCCGCCGCCGCCCUCAGCCAGCAAUAAGAUGGCGGUGUCGUUCAAGGUCCAGACGCUGAAAUCACCGCCGUCGACGCAGCUAUCUCCUGCCAAGCGUUCUGUUCUCAAGGGAUUGCCCCCAAAGGCUCAUCCGCAGGAUCAGUUCGAUUCGGUGAGAUCGAAAUUCAGGGUGACUCUGGCUGCUGUGCUGAGUGUCGAUUCUCAUCACCAAAUGGGACAUCAAUCUGCUGGAAAUGUGCCACCUUUGGCAUCAACUGGUAAGAACAUGCAGGCGGACGGUGGUAGAAUACAACGAUUCACAACUGCCUUCCUGGUUUCAAGUAAAGAUGAUGAUGAAAAUGCGACAAAACUUGCUGCUUCUAGAAGAAGUGAGCAUGUUGGCAUGUUACAUAGCAAUCUGAAACCAGACAUGACAGCACAAGUGAGGGAUGAUAUGCAGCAAGAAACAGAGCAUGCCACCUCGGGAAACAGAGCAUGGCUUUGCUGGGACCCUGACAUUGCCAUUGGAGCUUCUCGAUCCAUGUCACAGCCCAAUCCGAAAAGGGCCAGGGUGUCUGAUGUUCAAGCUGGGGCAAAUGUAUCUGCAAUUGCUUCAGAGUCUAAUAGAGCAGAUACCACUGAUGAGACAACUGAAGAAAAGAAGAUCAGGAUUCGUGAGGCCCAGAGUCUAGCAUUUGCAAUUGAAGAGGAGUUGUUCAAAUUUUCUGGAGGAGUUAAUAAGAAAUACAGGGAGAAAUGUAGAUCACUCCUGGUUAAUCUGAAGGAUAAAAGUAAUCCUGUGCUCAGGGAACGAGUCUUGUCUGGGGACAUAACACCCAAAUGCCUAUGUGCAAUGACUAUUGAAGAAUUUGCUUCAAAGGAGUUUCCAGAGAUGUUUAUACCACAGCCCUCGGCCGGCAAGAAGGUGACAGUGUCGCCAAAGGUCCAGAUGCUGAAGUCAAUGCCGCCACAGUUAUCUGCUGGCAAGCGUUUUGUUCAGAAGGAACUGCCACCAAAGGCUCAUUCACAGAUGCAGUUGUCUGAGUCAGUGCGAUUGAAGUUCAGGGAGACUCUGGCUGCUGCGUUGAGUAUCGAGUCUGACAAACAGAUGGGACAGCAAUGUGCUGGAAAUGUGCCACCUUUGGGAUCAGCUGGUGGGAACAUACAGGCAGACCGUGGUAGAAUGCAAGGAUUCACAACUGCCUUCCAGGUUGCAGGUAAAGGUGAUGAUGAAAAUGUGACAAAAGUUGCUACUAGAAGAAGUGAACACGGUGACAUGUCAAAUAGCAAUCUCAGACCAUACAUGAAAAUAGAAGUGAGGGAUGAUAUGCAGCAACAAACAGUACAUGUACCCUUGGGAGACAAAGUAUCAGGUAAUAGCUCUGUUGCUUUAGAUGAUCUGUUGCAAGAUCAGGGGCUUUGCUGGUCUCCUAUUGGAGCUUCUCAAUCUCGAUCCAUGUCACAACCCAAUCCAAAAAGGGCCAAGAUGUCUGAUGUUCAAGCUGGGGUUAAUGCAUCUGAAAUUGGCACAGAGUCUAAAAGAACAAUUACCACCGGUGAGACAAUUGAAGGAAAGAAGGUCAGGAUUCACAAGGCCCAAAGUUUAGCAUUUAAAAUUGAAGAGGAGCUGUUCAAAUUAUUUGGAGGAGUUAAUAAGAAAUACAAGGAGAAGGGUAGAUCACUUCUGUUUAAUCUGAAAGAUAAAAAUAAUCCCGUGCUCAAGGAACAAGUCUUGUCUGGGGACAUAGCACCUAAAUACCUAUGUGCAAUGACUAUUGAAGAACUUGCUUCAAAGGAGCUUUCAGAGUGGCGGAUGGUUAAAGCUGAAGAGUUUGCAAACAUGGUUGUUCUUCCUCAUAGAGAAGUGGAUGUUAGACGUUUGGUGAGGAAAACGCACAAAGGAGAAUUUCAAAUUGAAGUAGAAGAAACUGAUGUGACAGAAGUUGGGCUUGGGGGUGAAUCACCUUCCUAUGUUCCAUCAAAACAUGUUGCAGUUCAAACCAAAUCUGAUGAUAAAACAAGUGUAGACAACGAGGUCAAUGGAUCAGACAACAGUGUGCAGGAUGGUGUUGCCGGAACAUGCAACAACAACACGUCGAACAAUUUGGAUUAUCCACCAAAUGGGAAAAGUGAUCUCAUGCAAGAGCUAAUGAUUGAUGCUUUGAAGGUUAAAGAGAAUCUUCCACAGAUCAUGACAUUGGAUGAAUUCUUGCAGGACCCUCAUUAUCAGCCCACUGGAGCCCUGCAAGAUGAUUCCCGUAUUGACAAAGCUGACAAGGCUUUGAAGUCAGACUUUCUUCCAACAGCUAAAGACAAGGCUGAUGCAUCAGAUUUCCUGUUUCAUUCUAAUUUGCCAUCUCCACAAGCCAAUUGUGAGUCCAAGUUAGAAUCAGCGAUGAACAAAUCAGUCUCAAUUUUAGGUCCAGUUGAAGAACCAAAGGGAGAUGUGUUGGUUAAAUCUCCCCCUGAAAAGGCGGUUGCUGAAAAACCAGAUACUGUUAAUGGCUCUGUUCCUGAAUCUACUGUGCACUGUAAGAUAACUCCUGAUGCUGCACUGACGCAUGACAGUAUAUGGGAGGGAUCAAUUCAGCUUAGUUCGUCCACACUCACAAAUAUGGUUGCUAUAUUUAAAAGUGGUGAAAAGCCGUCUACAAAUGGGUGGCACCGCUUUCUUGAGAUCAAAGGAAGAGUGAGGCUCAGUGUUUUUGAAGAAUUUCUGGUAGAAUUUCCUAAAUCCAGGAGCCGUGCUAUCAUGGUAACUGAGUUAUGUUGGAAGGAGGGUUCUCUUGAGAGUGGUCGGCAUCAUCUUUCACAGACCAUUGACUCGUAUAUUGGAGAUGAGAGAGUAGGUCUAGUGAAGCUUGCGGAAGGGAUGGAGUUGUACCUCUGUCCUCGAGGGAAGGCCACUCAGAUACUUGCUGACCACCUACCAAAGGAGCACUCAGGCAGUUUAACGGUGGCUGGAACAUCUAUUAUCGGACUCGUCGUGUGGCGGAGACCCCAUGUCACACCGACGGUGCCACCCAAGAGGCAAGAUGUCCCCAAGAGUCGGGCCAUAAUUUCUAGUUCAGUUUUGCCCAGGAUUUCUCAGCCACCAUCUUGCUCUUCCAAUGAUUGUCGCUCCCAGCAGGAUGUUGUAGCCGCUGAGGUUGUUCCGGGCAUUGGUCCUGGUGCUGUUAAGGAUGAUGAUGAUAUGCCAGAAUACAAUUUUGUGAGCGUCUCAAACUCAGCUGGCAAUGUAACGACGUCGCAAACCUACAGGGGCCAUCAGGACACCUCUCUCUCGGAAGAUCGAUUCAGGGAAAUGGUUCGCAAGUAUGGCAACAUCUCUGUUGAAGCCCAUCCCUGGAAUUGCGAUGGUGACUUCGACAUGCCAGAGUGGAACCCAAACUCUCAAAGCUAUCUCCUGCAGACGCAUAUUCCACAACCACAGUCCCCUUAUCAGCACCAGCCAGAGUACCAUUCCAUGUUUGAGUACAACAUGACACGAGAGAACCAAAGCCCCUUGCCCCAAGCAUAUACCCAGCACCAGCAUAUUGGCAUGCGUGAGCAGCAGCCUCUGCCUUAUGGGCACACAAUGCAGCCUUUUCACCAAUCCUACUACGGUGUACCAGAUGACAGUUGGCAAUCCUACCACGGCGUACCAGACGGCAGUUGGCAAUCCUACUUCCCUGGGCCUGACUACAUUCAAACCAAUGACCCUUGGAACCAGGGGCUGAUGGCAUGGAAUCCAUGGUAGUUUCAUGCAAUGUGCAAGCAUCUGUUCUGGGGGUUAUCUCAUCCCUUAUUUCACAUAUAUAAAUAUCAGAUUAUGUGCAUAUAGAGAUGGGAAAAUUGUUUUUUUUGAAGUGAGAUGGGAAAAUUAGUUGGUUUCUGAUUGCAUGUUUUGUGUUAUAUCUGUACCUCGUGCAUCCAGUUAUGCUUCUGGUUUCCCAGGGACUGAAAUGUAUGCAACUACAAAAUUAGGCGUCAACUUGGCAGCUGCAAGAAUCGAAAGCUGAAAUUG